GAUAUUGUUACCAGUUUUCGCUUAGAACGUUGCAAUUGAAAUAUUUGUUGUACUUUAGCCGACUAUGGAAGACCAAACUAUAGAAGAAUUCCGCGCAAAUCUCCGAUCAGCAAACUCAUUAAUUAUGAAUAAAGAGUUUCGAGAAUCCUUAGACAUUUGCUUACAAUGCUUAGACGUUCUUAAGACUAAAAUAGAUUCCGAAGAGAAUAAGCAACUAAUAAAAGAAUUUUGUAUAUUGGCAAUACAAUGUUACGCUGAACUAAACGAAUGGAGAGAAGCUUUUCCACUAGUAACAAAAAUUUAUAAUGGUAUUGAAGACUGUCCUAGUUUGAUUACCUUAACAUGCUUAAAAUUACAUUAUAAAAUCAAAGACUACGCAACUUGUAAUGCCAUUGCCCAUAUAUGGUUACAUAAUAAGUCAAAUUUUUCGUCUGAACAUUAUCUUGGAGUACUUGACAAUUAUAUUGUUAAUGUAUUGGCACCUCAGAAAAAAUUCAACGAUAUUAUUAAACUGUCUGAGAGCUGUGGUCUAGAUAAUGAUCUCAAGACGAAAUAUGUAAUGAAAGCUAAAGAAUUGGAAACUGCCGAUAUCGAUUCUAAGAAUAAGGAAAAGCUGCAAGAACUAGAAGAAACUAUCGAAAAAAAGAAAGGCUUUUACGAUAUUUUAUCUCGUUAUAUAAAAUUACGAUAUCAAGUUUUAAUCGCUUUCGUAUUUUGUCUUGUUUAUAUGAUUAGACGAAAUAAAGAUACCAUAUUGAUAUAUUCUUUGCAAACAUUUGGUACAACAAUUCUUCCUUUAUGGAGAAGAUUCUUUGGGCCAUAUAGGAAGAGCUCAUAG
This is a messenger RNA of Dimorphilus gyrociliatus, 838 nucleotides long. The record is from the annotation of a GenBank genome assembly. NCBI's taxonomy places the organism in Eukaryota, Metazoa, Annelida, Polychaeta, Dinophilidae.